CGGGUGGAGUUGAGAAUGCACGACAGUUGUCCUGACCCUCCUGCAACCUUACUAGCAUAAUUGGAUUGUCCAUAUCACCGCAGACCUCCUCAUGGAUUCCGCUACUGCCGCCCCUCGUGGCGCCAAAAUAAGGAGUGCCUGCGAUUUGUGUCGCGUUCGAAAGAUCCGCUGCGAUAAAGCCCAACCCGCGUGUGAGAACUGUCACCUUGCAGGACUCCCUUGUACAUUCACCCCACAGGCCCCUCAACAGCGGAAAAGUCUUCGCCAAGAGCUUGCCGAAGCUCAGGCUCGCGUACAGGAGCUAGAACGAGCGCUAGAUGCAGGCUUAACCCCCACACACCUUCGUGUCCAGGAUGACCAGUCAAAACCAUCUACUCCCGGGCAUUCGAGCAUCUCAUCCGCGUCACCUCAGAGUCAACCACCGUCCUUGACUAAUUUGGACGCUAACUAUAUCCCCGAUACUCGCUCUCUAGAUGCUGCUUUAGCAUCCUUUCAAUCCCACCUCGCAUGGUGCGGGCUUGGAAGUCGCCUUUCAGCGGCCCGAGCAAAUUUCUGCGCAACUAUCUACCAGCAAAGUGGUCAUACCUUUGACUUGGACGAGUUCUUGAUUGAAGCCGCAGCAUCUUUCGAGAAACAGGGCUUUUUAUCCAAAAAGAAAACUACAACCUCGAAAUGGCCAUCACCCUCUCUAGUCCAGCGAUGUGUGGAAUACUAUGCACGAUGCGGACUCUAUUCCAUGUUCCCUUUUGCGGAUGCCGAGGCGCUGCAAAUGCUUGUCAAUGCCGACGUCUUGAAUCACCCAAACACGACUCGCGCUGCUAAUCGUGCCUGCUUAGCUGCGUUCACGGCGAAUAUCACUAUAAUGCACCGUCAUGAUCCUGCCUUUUGCGACGCUGAUCCUGACGCCUAUGCCCAAGCAGCACUUUCACUCGUACCCCAGAUACUCAUGGAAGCCCCGGACUUGAGAACGCUUGAAGCCAUUAUGAUGUUGCUAGUCUACAUUUCUCCCCUCGGACAGCCCGUGUCCGCAGAGCUACUCCUAGGCAUUGCAAUACAAGUCUUGUACAACCUCGGGGGCCACAAAAUCCGACCGACACCCGAAAUCCCCGGUCGAUCCCACCAAAGCCAGCAUCUCCGUGCACUCUUCUGGCUCUGUUACGGCAUUGACAGCGAGUUUUCCAUUCGAAAAGGCCAACCUCCAAUGCUCAGUGAGGUACACUGUGAUCUAGACUUACCAGUCAACUACACGUUGAAAUCAUCAGAGCACCACUUCUAUUGGAAGCCACUAUCCUCGAAAGAACUCCUCUAUCCGUCCGAUCUUCGGCUGAACUUGAUCAAAUCAAAGAUCUACAAGCUCCUCUACUCCGAGAAAAAUGCGUCUCACUCUGAAGCGGCAAGAAUCCAACUCAUCCGUGAAUUGGACUAUGACUUGAGUACGCUUAGGUCUGAGUUUCCCGUUGACUGUCGACCAGAUCUGUUCGCGACUGAAAACGCCCCGGAUUAUCUAUUCCACGAUCUGAGCAUACGGGGCGUCAGUAUCCAUCUGGAAUAUUAUUAUUGUCUGGGGAAAAUCCACGGGGCAAAUAAUUCCUACAAUAUUCCCGCGCAGGCUUCCUGGUCCCCGCUGUCAUCCAGUGCCGAUAUUUGUUACGAAGCAGCCCGCUCGACAUUGAUAUACGUCGGUCGAAUUCAACAUAUUAUCAAUUAUCACACAUUUUGGAUCCACGCCCAAUUCGUGCUCACGGCUGUCCUCACACUUUUCCGUUUCCUCAUCACGGCCCCCUCUGCCCCGAACUUCGCCCGUGAUCUCAAGAUACUGGACGACACGGCCAAUCUCUUCGCUGAAUUUACGCAGUCGGAUGAUCCAGAGAGAAACUGUUUUCCACCUUUCUACCUCGCUCACGCUUUAAUCAAAAAGUUGGUGUUCCUGGCUGGGGAGUCACAUAUUCAGUCUAUAGCCAGAUAG
Penicillium brasilianum is the source of this 1966-nucleotide messenger RNA. The record is from the annotation of a GenBank genome assembly. Lineage: Eukaryota; Fungi; Ascomycota; Eurotiomycetes; Eurotiales; Aspergillaceae.